CAAUAAUUUUGCAUACCUUUCUCUAUUUUCUCUUGGUUCAGCUUCAUUGUGAUUGUGUCCAUGAAUGGAGGCACAGUCCUUAAGUGUGAAUUACAAUUGUUUUGUGUUCUAUGCAUGGUAGCCAUCAUCAGAAUCAGUCUCCUGGAAUCUGCAAAUGCAACUGUGCCUGUCAGGUGCAUUGCAAGCGAGAGACUUGCCCUCCUCAGCAUCAAGAAAAGCCUCGUUGAUCCAACAAACCUACUCUCCUCAUGGACAUCUGAAGAAGAAGAUUGUUGUAGGUGGAACAGAGUUGGUUGCAACAAUCAAACUGGCCAUGUCGUCAUGCUUGAUCUCCGGCCUGUAAUCAUAAAUCGAGGUGAUAGUUUUUCUACUGUGGAGUUGACAGGUGAGAUCAGCCCUUCCUUGCUCGAAUUACCAUAUUUGAGUCACUUGGACCUCAGUCAGAACUAUUUUACAAGAUUUCCAGAUUUUAUUGGUUCACUUAGGGAGUUAACAUACCUUAACCUGUCAUGGAAUAGCUUCAGUGGUAUAUUUCCUUACCAGCUUGGAAACCUCUCGAAGCUGCAAUAUCUUGAUCUUAGCUGGAAUUCUGAUAUGAAAGCUGACAGUUUUGAAUGGCUUGAUCGACUUUCUUUUUUAAAAGUCCUUCACAUAAGUUUUAUUACCUUCUCUAAAGACGUGGAUUGGCUCAAAUCAGUUAAAACACACCCUCAUUUGUCAGACUUGGUUUUGCAUAGAUGUCAAUUUCCUGAAACUAAUUCUGCAUCAAUUUCCCAUGUCGAUUCUUCCAAAUCCCUUGCAUCCCUUCGCCUCUGGUUUAGCAGUUUCAAUGCCUCAAACCAUUCAUGGUUGCCCAAUGUUAGUAGUGCUAUUAUUAGUCUUGAAAUCCAAGAUGACUACAUGAAAGGUCCGAUUCCAGAUUAUUUUGGGCACAUGAAAUCACUUCAACAUCUUGACAUCUCCUACAAUCACCUUGAAGGUGGCUUACCAGCAUCAUUUAGUAAUCUCUGUCAGUUGAAAACAUUAGAGCUGUCGCAUAAUAAUCUGAGUGGAUCAUUUCUUGGGAUUUUAGAGAACCUAGGAUGUGCUAAAAAUUCCUUAGAGAUUCUAAGGUUAAGUCAAAACCAACUGAGGGGUUCGUUUCCUGAUGUCACUGAAUUUGAAUCCUUGAGAGAAAUAUAUCUUGAUCAGAACCAUUUAGAUGGGUCUUUUCCUGAAAACUUUAAAUUCUUCUCUAAGCUUCGUAUUUUGAACCUAGAAAGGAAUCAGUUAGUUGGAUCAUUGCCUGACCUCUCAGGGUUAUCAUCACUCAUUGAGUUGCGAAUAUCGAACAAUGAGUUGAAUGGAAGUAUCGGUGGAAGCAUAGGACUGCUUACUAGCCUCCAAGUCUUGGAUGCUUCUUCAAAUAAGUUCACUGGACUGCUCUUAUAUGCUCAUCUCUCCAGGCUUUCCAAGUUGCAGCAACUAGACUUGUCUUAUAAUUCUUUAGCUUUGAAUUUCAGUUUUGAUUGGACGCCCUCUUUUCAAUUGGACACUAUCAAACUAAGCUCUUGUAUAUUAGGUCCGCAGUUUCCUACUUGGCUUCAAAGCCAGAGGAACUUCUCUUACCUGGACAUCUCCAAUUCUAGCAUCUCAGAUGCCGUCCCGAGCUGGUUUUGGAAUUUCCCUUCCAAAUUGAGAUAUUUGAAUCUGUCCUUUAACCACAUAUAUGGUAAGUUGCCGAAUCCAUCAGUGCAAUUUUAUACUUUUCCUGCGGUAGAUUUGAGUUCCAACCUAUUCUAUGGACCCAUACCAAGAUUCCUUUCUAACACAACAGUACUCAAUCUUUCCAAGAAUACAUUUACAGGAUCCCUUUCUGUCAUAUGCACAGUAGCGGAUAGUGCUUUGUCCUAUCUUGACCUUUCAGACAAUUUGCUAUCAGGAAGCCUUCCCGAUUGUUGGAAGCAAAUGAAAAUGUUAACCAUUAUGAACUUGGAGAACAAUAAUUUUUCUGGGAUAAUCCCAAGCUCAAUGGGCUUUCUUCAUCGAAUUCAAACACUACGUUUGAGGAACAAUAAUUUUACAGGUGAAUUGCCUUCAACUUUGAAAAAUUGCUCAUUGUUGGAGCUUUUAGAUCUUGGCGAGAACAAGUUAGUUGGAAAUGUAUCAGCAUGGAUAGGAGAAAGCCUAAGAAAAUUGAUCGUGCUUCGUUUGCAAUCAAAUGACUUUUUUGGUGUCAUACCUUCUACAAUAUGUCACCUCAGCUCUCUCCAGAUACUGGAUAUUUCUUUCAAUAACUUAUCAGGACCAAUUCCCUCUUGCCUCAAGAAUCUCACUGCUAUGGCUCAGAAUCGAAGUUUUCUCCAUGUUGUAUCCGAUGAGUAUACUUAUUCAUAUAGCUAUUGGAAUGGAAGUGAUGAAUGGAGUACAGAAUAUAUUGCAGAAUAUUUUGAUUACAUAUCUGUUAUAUGGAGAGGAAUCGAGCAAGAAUACGGUAGAACUCUUGGAUUGCUCAAGCUUAUUGAUCUUUCAAACAAUAAUCUAACUGGAAGAAUUCCAAAGCAAGUGAUGAGCCUGUUUGGAAUAAUUUCACUGAACCUAUCAAGAAACAGCUUGAUUGGAGAAAUCCCAAAGCAAAUUGGCCAGUUGAAAGCAUUGGAAUCACUUGAUUUGUCUCAUAAUCAACUUUCUGGGGAAAUUCCUGAAAGUGUUGCUUACAUAUCUUUUCUUGCUGUGUUGAACUUGUCAAAUAACCAAUUGAAAGGUAGAAUUCCAACAGGUACUCAAUUGCAAGGUUUCAAUGCCUCAGUAUAUUCAAACAAUUUAGGACUCUGUGGACCUCCACUUCCAAAAUGCCAAGGAGAAAGAACAAUGCAAGAUCCAUCGAAAGGAAACAAUAUUGAAGAGGGUGAAGAAUGGUUCGAAAGGUCAUGGCUUUAUGCUGGUGCAGGAAUGGGAUUCUUUGUAGGACUUUGGGGCCUCUAUGUGUCUUUAAUUAUUAAUAAAUCUUGGAGGUACAGCUACUUCCAAUUCUUGAAUUAUGUGGUAGAGUGGUUUUACUUCAGGUGAAACUCUGUAAAUUUUGCUUAAGCAAAGCCAAAACUAGACCAUUGUCUUGUUUUUGAGUUGACCUUUCCAUUUAGCUUCACAGUUGGUGAAAGCAAGCAAAUAAUUUUCACAGAAUUCUCA
This is a messenger RNA of Jatropha curcas, 3168 nucleotides long. Its product is annotated as receptor-like protein EIX2. NCBI's taxonomy places the organism in Eukaryota, Viridiplantae, Streptophyta, Magnoliopsida, Malpighiales, Euphorbiaceae. The record is from RefSeq and is a predicted model, not a curated record. Gene Ontology annotation, molecular function: protein binding.